GCGCAGACGCUGACUGCUAUCUUGUCCAAGAAUGGCUUGCUGCUAUCUUGCCUUACUUCUCGUCUUCCUCACCUCCGGUACCCAUGCGAAGCCCCACCACGGAGAGCUACAAACCCUCCUAACCAUCCGGCGAGACUGGGGAAGCCCUGCUGCACUGAGCUCAUGGAAACCCAAAAGCUCCGUUCAUCUCGCCCACUGUAACUGGGAUGGAGUUACCUGCAACAGCAAUGGCCAGGUCACCACCUUGUCUUUCGCAAAACUCCACAUAGCCAAUCCAAUCCCAGCCUCCGUAUGCAGGCUCAAGCACCUGUCGUCCUUAGACCUUUCCUACAACAACCUCACCGGCGAGUUCCCCAAGGUGCUCUAUGGCUGCUCGACUCUGCAGUACCUCGACCUCUCCAAUAAUCAGCUCGCCGGCAGCCUCCCGGGCGACAUUGGCAAACUCUCUUCGGAGAUGCUGCACCUGAACCUGUCAGCCAAUGGUUUCAUCGGCCACGUGCCGUCAGCCAUUGGGGGAUUCCUGAAGCUCAAGUCCCUGGUUCUUGACACCAACAGCUUCAACGGGAGCUACCCAGCUGCCGCCAUCGGCCGCCUGGUUGAGCUUGAGACGCUGACGCUGGCCAGCAACCCGUUCGCGCCGGGGCCUCUGCCCGACGCGUUCGGCAAGCUGACUAAGCUGACACUUCUGUGGCUGUCGGGGAUGAACCUGACCGGUAGAAUCCCCAGCAGCUUGUCAGCGCUCAACGAACUCUCGAUCCUGGACAUGGCCAUGAAUAACCUGCAGGGCAAAAUCCCCGUGUGGAUAUGGAAGCUUCAGAAGCUCCAGUACCUAUACAUGUACGGCAAUAGAUUCACCGGCGGGAUCGGGCCGUUUGACGCCGCCGUGAGCAUGCUCCAGCUCGACCUGUCAAGCAACAGGCUCACCGGACCCAUACACGAUACCAUCGGCAGCAUGAAGAACCUGAGCUUGCUGUUUCUGUACUACAACGACAUCGCCGGGCCGAUCCCGGUGAGCCUCGGGCUGCUCCCGAACCUCGCCGACAUCCGGCUAUUCGAUAACAAGCUUUCGGGCCCUCUGCCACCGGAGCUCGGCAAACACUCCCCGCUGGGCAACUUCGAGGUCGCCAACAACCUCCUCUCAGGGGGGCUGCCAGAGACGCUCUGCGCCAACAAGCAGCUCUACGACCUCGUGGUCUUCAACAACGGAUUCUCGGGGGUGUUCCCAGCGGGACUCGGAGAGUGCGACACGCUGGACAACAUCAUGGCGGAAAACAACAGCUUCACCGGGGAUUUCCCGGAGAAGAUAUGGUCAUUCCCCAAGCUCACCACCGUCCUGAUUCAUGACAACAGCUUCACCGGCACUCUGCCCGCGAAGAUAUCGCCUUUGAUCUCGAGGAUCGAAAUGGACAACAACAGAUUCUCCGGUGCCAUCCCGAUGACUGCAUACAGGCUACAAACGUUUCAUGCGCAAAAUAAUUUGUUCUCGGGCAUUUUGCCGCCUAACAUGACUGGACUCGCCAACCUCGCUGAUCUCAACCUCGCCAGGAAUCGUUUAUCUGGCCCAAUUCCGAUGUCCGUCCAGUUUUUGAGAAGGCUGAAUUUUCUCGACCUCAGCAGCAACAAGAUAUCUGGGCCGAUUCCAACAGGGAUUGGGUCGCUGCCAGCGCUCAACGUCCUUGACCUCUCCAAGAACGAGCUCACCGGCGACAUACCGCCAGAUUUUAGUAAUCUCCACAUCAACUUCAUAAACCUCUCAUGUAAUCAACUCACUGGCGUGAUACCGGUCUGGCUGCAGAGCCCCGCGUACUACCAGAGUGUCCUGGACAACCCCGGUCUGUGCUCCGGAGUACCAGGCUCCAGCCUACGCCUAUGCGCCGGAAGCAGCAGCAGCAGCAGCCACGACCACCAUGUAAUCAUCAUUCUGUUGGUCGUGCUUCCCAGCAUAACUCUCAUCAGCGCCGCCAUUACUGGAUGGCUUCUCCUCUCGCGUAGGAGGGGCCGCCGAGACGUUACGUCGUGGAAGAUGACAGCGUUCAGGGCGCUGGAUUUCAUGGAGCACGACAUAAUCAGCGGGAUCAGGGAGGAGAACUUGAUUGGCAGGGGCGGCUCAGGUAAAGUGUACCGAAUCCAGCUGCGCAGAGGAAAGGCAGGAGGAUGUGGCAGCGACAGCCAAAGGACGGUGGCCGUGAAGAGGAUCGGGAACGCCGGGAAGGCGGACACGAGCCUUGAAAAGGAGUUUGAGUCGGAGGUAAAUACGCUGGGGGAACUCCGGCAUGACAACAUCGUCAACCUGCUCUGCUGCAUCUCCGGCGACGAUGACAAGCUUCUCGUGUACGAGAACAUGGAGAACGGGAGCCUGGACCGUUGGCUGCAUCGCCGCCACCAGAAGCAUGCCGGUGUUGUCGGGCCACUAGACUGGUCGACGAGGCUGAGCAUCGCCGUUGACGUCGCCAGAGGCCUUAGCUACAUGCAUGAGGACUUGGUCCGGCCGGUCAUCCACCGUGACGUCAAGUGCAGCAACGUCCUGCUUGACUGCAGUUUCAGAGCCAAGAUCGCCGACUUUGGGCUUGCUCGAAUCCUUGCCAAGUCCGGCGAGUCGGAGGCGGCCUCUGCCGUUUGCGGGACCUUUGGUUACAUCGCUCCAGAGUACAUACAGAGGGCAAAGGUGAGCGAGAAGGUGGAUGUCUACAGCUUCGGGGUGGUCCUGCUGGAGCUCGCCACCGGCCGGGGCGCGCAGGACGGCGGCACGGAGUCGGGAAGCUGUUUAGCCAAAUGGGCAUCGAAAAGGUACAGGAAUGGAGGUCCGUUUGCCGGCCUGGUGGACGAUGAAAUCCUUGAUCCAGCCCACUUGGAUGACAUGGUAACCGUGUUCGAGCUUGGCGUGGUCUGCACCCGCGAGGAUCCGCGAUCAAGGCCGUCCAUGAGCCAGAUCCUCCGCCAACUCCUCGACCUCAAGUUUGAUCGGAACAAAAUAGACGGCUGCGAAGCCAAAGACAAUUUUGGCGUUGAUUCUUCUGACCAGUGUAUAGUUUGAUUUCCACCGGGGUUUGGGUGAAUGCAAUGCAUCCCAUGCAGAGCCUACUCAUUUACCCAAAGUCCCUUUCGACUACAGAGUUGUGAUCAAUUGCACGCGAAAAUUAAGAAAUGUUAGUUGCACACACAAGAUUGCGGGAGCCAUACACAAGGAAGAUACACAAACGUAUGACAUCAACAUAUUUAAAGCCGAUUUCAAGAAUAAAAAAUGUUCUGUGGAUUAAUUAAA
Messenger RNA from Brachypodium distachyon (stiff brome), 3262 nucleotides. Its product is annotated as receptor-like protein kinase HSL1. NCBI's taxonomy places the organism in Eukaryota, Viridiplantae, Streptophyta, Magnoliopsida, Poales, Poaceae. Bases 32 to 3034 code for a protein of 1000 amino acids. The transcript has 2 exons. Gene Ontology annotation, molecular function: protein kinase activity; protein binding; ATP binding. The record is from RefSeq and is a predicted model, not a curated record. Gene Ontology annotation, biological process: protein phosphorylation.